Molecule: messenger RNA, 2479 nt
Organism: Amborella trichopoda
Lineage: Eukaryota; Viridiplantae; Streptophyta; Magnoliopsida; Amborellales; Amborellaceae
Gene: ALDH3H1
Product: aldehyde dehydrogenase 3H1
Biological process (GO): aldehyde metabolic process
Cellular component (GO): cytoplasm
Molecular function (GO): aldehyde dehydrogenase (NAD+) activity
Source: RefSeq, a predicted model, not a curated record
GGUUAUCAGUUGAUCCACCUCCUAAUUGGGGGCCUCAGAUUUGCUCGAAUAUAGCUGAAUUUGAGAAAGAAAACUUGAUAUCUUUAAUGCAUCUACGCAUGAUAUCAUCAUAUAAGCUAGAAGGUGGUAUCUGUAAAGUUAAUGAUAUCAUCAUAUAAGCUAGAAGGUGGUAUCUGUAAAGUUAAAUUCAUGUAUAAAAGUUAGAAGGAGAAAAAUAAUGUACAUGACAAUCGAAACUUUGCUUUCAGUACAAGGAAGAAGUAAUCGGGCCUCUGGUUAAGGGUCAACAAGGAAAAAUAUCACCACUUUUUGUUUCAUCUUCCCUCGAAUUCUCUCUGUCUCUCUCAAGGAAAAACAUCACCACUCUUUUGUUUCAUCUUCCCUUGAAUUAUCUCUCUUGCUUUUUUUUUUUGGAAGGUUCUCUCUCUUGUUUGUGUAAAACAACCCAUUCUCUCUCUCUCUUGCUUGUUUGGGCAUAAAAGAAGGAAACCCAUCUUCCUGUUUUCUCUCUUCUGAUAGACUCUUCUGUUCUCUCUACCUCUAUCGCUUGCUCUGUUAAGCUCUGUUCGGUGGAGCUCUUGUUUCUAAGCACCCAUCAUCGCUUCCAGGCUUUUCAUCUCUAAAUUCAGCAGAAGCUUCUUCUUCUUCUUUCCUCUUUCUCUCUUUGAUUCUAUAACCGUUCCGCUGUCUUCUUCAUCUUUUAUUUGCGAUGAGUGAUGGGGAGCAGAAGUGCCUCGAUGGGGAGAUGAGUGAUAAGGAGCAGGAGUGCUUCGAUGGGGAGAUGAGUGAUAAGGAGCAGGAGUGCUUCGAUGGGGAGAUGAGUGAUAAGGAGCAGGAGUGCUUUGAUGGGGAGAGCGCGGUGGCUCUGGUAUCCGAGCUUAGAGCGAGUUUCAGGAGUGGUAAGACUAGGAGUUAUGAGUGGAGAGUGCAGCAGGUGAAGCAGUUGAUCAAGAUGAUUGAUGAGAAAGAGAAGGAGAUCAUGGAAGCUCUUUAUGCCGAUCUCGCCAAGCCCCAAUUCGAAUCCUACCUUCAUGAGAUUUCUUUGACAAGAUCUGAGGCCAAAUUGGUGCUUAAGGAGUUGAAAAGUUGGAUGAAGCCAGAAAAGGUCUCUUCGUCAUUGGCUACUUUCCCUUCAUCAGCAGAAAUUGUAUCAGAACCACUAGGAGUUGUUCUAGUCAUUUCGGCAUGGAAUUAUCCUAUCUUGCUGUCACUCAACCCCUUGAUUGGAGCUAUUGUUGCUGGGAAUGCUGUUGUGUUGAAACCAUCGGAAAUAUCACCAGCUACAUCCUCCUUGCUUGCAACUCUUAUACAUGAAUAUCUUGACAAUUCUGCUAUCAGAGUUGUUGAAGGGGCUGUUGCUGAAACAACUGCUUUGUUGGAACAGAAAUGGGAUAAAAUAAUGUAUACAGGAAAUGGAAAGGUGGGGAGAAUUGUGAUGAGUGCAGCUGCAAAGCACCUUACACCUGUAAUCCUCGAGCUGGGUGGGAAAUGUCCUGUUAUAAUUGAUUCGGACAUCAAUUUAGAAGUGGCAACAAGACGGAUUGUUGUGGGGAAAUGGGGAAGCAAUAACGGGCAAGCAUGUAUUGCACCAGACUAUAUAAUUACUGAAAAAUCCAAUGCUCCAAAAGUGGUUGAGUCUUUUAAAUCUACAUUGGAGAAAUUCUAUGGGAAGGAUCCCUUUGAAUCAAAGGAUUUGUCUCGCAUUGUGAAUUCCAAUCAUUUUGCCCGCCUGUCAAAUAUGUUAGAUGAUGAAAAGGUGUGUGAUAAGAUUGUUCAUGGUGGUCAACGUGAUGAGAAACACCUCAUGAUUGCACCUACACUCAUACAAGACGCUCCGAUGGAUUCCCUGGUUAUGAGUGAUGAGAUAUUUGGCCCAUUACUUCCCAUAAUCUCAGUAGAUAAAAUAGACGAGAGUUUUGAGCUUAUAAAUUCUAGAGCAAAGCCACUAGCAGCGUAUCUCUUUACGAGUGACAAGAAGCUGGAGGAGAAGUUUGUCAAAAGCAUAUCUGCAGGGGGGCUUCUUGUCAACGAUACGUGCUUGCAUCUCACAAUUUCCUCCCUACCAUUUGGAGGCGUAGGGGAUAGUGGUAUUGGGGCGUAUCAUGGUAAAUUUUCGUUUGAUAUUUUCAGCCACAAAAAAGCAGUGCUACGCCGCUCCUUUGGUGGAGAUCUUUCUGCACGUUAUCCACCCUAUACACCAAGGAAGCAGCAGUUCCUGAAGUCCCUUCUAGCCCUUGACAUUCUUGGUAUACUUCUUGUAUUGAUAGGAUGGACCAAAAAUUGAGACUCUUCCCACUGUUUCACGUAUACAAGCUGGACCAGAACGCUGAAGGCUGCUGCUUCAGUUGCAGCUUUGAAUUUUUUUUCCCCUUGUUUAUUAUGGACUGAAAUCAUUAGCUUACAAAUCAGUAGUUAUCGUGUUCAUAUUAUCCAUUAUGUUUGCUGAAUGCAAGUGAAAAGGAUGAAACUAUUGGCUGUC